CUGGUCACGUUUGGCUCUUGGCCACAUAUUUUGCACACGGGCGUAUGUUUUGCCCAGCUGAGCGAGGCGGUAGCGACGGUGCAGCUGGACGCAGGUGACCACGACGUGGCGCUGGCCGCGGGUCCCGCGAGGCGCGCCCGCACGACCAGCGAACUACAACUCCCGACGCUCACGGCCAUCUCCGCAGGAGGCCCUUGUCCCCAGCACAGAGUCACCCGGAUACGGAGCUGGGGGUGCGUGACAGCCAGCGGCAUGGAGUCCCGGACUGCAGACGGCUGCUUCCUGGGCGACGUGGGUUUCUGGGUAGAGCGCACCCCUGUGCACGAGGCUGCCCAUCGUGGUGAGGCCUUGGAGCUGCAGCAGCUGAUCGAGAGCGGCGCCUGUGUCAACCAGGUCACAGUGGACUCCAUCACGCCCCUGCACACAGCCAGUCUGCAGGGCCAGGCACAGUGUGUGCAGCUGCUGCUGGCUGCCGGGGCCCAGGUGGAUGCUCGGAACAUCGAUGGUAGUACCCCGCUCUGCGAUGCUUGUGCCUCUGGCAGCAUCGAGUGUGUGAAGCUAUUGCUCUCCUACGGGGCCAAGGUCAACCCACCCCUGUACACAGCCUCCCCACUGCACGAAGCCUGCAUGAGCGGAAGUUCCGAAUGUGUGAGGCUUCUAAUUGAUGUUGGGGCCAAUUUAGAAGCACACGAUUGCCAUUUUGGGACCCCUCUGCACGUUGCUUGUGCCCGGGAGCAUCUGGACUGUGUCAAAGUGCUGCUCAAUGCAGGGGCCAAUGUGAAUGCAGCAAAGCUUCACGAGACAGCCCUUCAUCAUGCAGCCAAGGUGAAGAACGUGGACCUCAUUGAGAUGCUGAUUGAAUUUGGAGGCAACAUCUAUGCACGGGACAACCGGGGAAAGAAGCCCUCCGACUACACGUGGAGUAGCAGUGCCCCUGCCAAGUGCUUUGAGCACUAUGAAAAGACACCGCUAACCCUGUCACAGCUCUGCAGGGUGAGCCUGAGGAAGGCCACCGGUGUCCGAGGGCUGGAGAAAAUCGCCAAGCUCAACAUCCCUCCCCGGCUCAUCAAUUACCUUUCCUACAACUGAGCUGCAGGCACGGGAGGCAGGAGCAGGCUGGUGGCACCCUGGCUGCUGGCCUUGCCCAGCCCAGUGUUGUUUGUCUGAAGCCCUCAGUUCCUAUAGAUAGAACAACGUUCCCCGAAUCCCCAUUGACUGUUGUGUUUCAUCUUCUCCGUGGACUCCUGGAGAAUAUUUCCAAGGCAUUGGGAAGGACCUGCCUUAGCUUCUGCUGGGGCCGUGGCCCUGUGCUGGCUCUUCUGGAACUUGGCUCUAACUCUGGCGUUCCCAGCGUCCAGCUGUCCUCUUUUCACUGACCUUCCUCAGAAGGACACUCAGGAAAGACUGUUCUGGGAGCACAGGGGAAGGCCAAGCAGGGCUGGGGCCCAGGCUACUGCUGUUGAUUUCCACAUGUCUGGGAGGUCCAGGGGUGCGGUGCCAUCUCUAAUUCAUUCAGCGCUACGCAGCCCUGGGGGGCUCAAAGGGACAGCCUGAGCCACAGGGGGUGGACCUGUGAGAGGUGAGGUCCUGACCACGUGGCCUGGGAUGGAUGCAUUAGUGACAUCAUGCCACUUGAACGCUUUUUUUCUGGAGCCAAGGGUGGGCACUUUCCAAGGCCCACCUCCACCCAGGUGUACCCAUUACUCAGGGACUUUGUACGGGUUUUAUGGGGGAAGCUCAGGGUCUUCAUUCCCCACAACCAGCACAGUGUUUCACAGGAAAUUUUUCUUCAGUUUUAGGUCUCAACUUAAAACGUUUAUGUGAGGGAUAAAUAAACUUUCAGAAGAUAUGUAGGUAUGUACAUAGGUAAUGUGAAGGGGUGUUAGCACAUUACCAUGAGCAGUCAUUUCCAAUGUGAAAGAUUGUUAGGAAAUGCUUUGGAGAUUAUUUUUAAUCAUUUUAUGGUUGCCAAAUGAAUUCUUCCCUAAAUUUUGUUAAUUCCUUGAAGUUCUGAGAUUGGUAGAAGAGGUUGCCAGCACCCAGUGGGUAUUAUCAACCAUUGAUUGGUGCAUUCUGUAGAUAUCUGUGGAACAUCUAUUAUGCUACAGCAUUUUCUCGGUGCUUUGACCUGGAUAGGAUUCAGACUCAUUAUCAUAAGCUGGGGAAAAUAGAGUUUUGCAAUCUGUUCCUAUAGUAAUAGAAACAAGUGGUUCUAGAUUAUAAGUCAUAUGGUGAACUAGUAAGAAUAUUCAGACUGCAGUUGUCUGUCUAAGAUUCUGUAUCGUAAUAAAAACAAACAGAAAACCAGGGAAUGAAACUAGGCAAUUUUGCAUGAUCAAGUUCAGGUAUAUUUGGUUUCUGGGGAAACAGAGAAGGUGCCACUUGUGAACACCCCAGAAAUGUGGACGUUACCACAUUCUUCCAGAGAGUGUAGAAUAGACUGAGCCUGAACUGUCGUCCAAGGUAAUGCCAAGUGUGCUACACAACCAGAAGUGUCUGCACAGGGUUACUUGGGUGGGGCCCCAGAUCUGAUGGUAAGUUUCAUGCUGGUUGUACAGUUAUUUUCCAUCUCACUGUUCCAGCCAUGGUUACAUCAUUCUAUGCUGAGAGCAAGAGCCACUCCGAUUUGGUUACAGGCUUAAAUACAAGUUGUGGGUAAAUCAGUGUUUCUGUAUGUACUAAUAACAAUGGGGAAAAAAAAGCAUUGGGUUCUGCCCUUUCAUCUUUGUAACAGAAACUUGCUUCUAGCAAUAAGCUGGUAACAUUUCCAUAAGGGGGUGCACGGAGUACAGAAUCGCAGCCCCACGCUCGCUGCUCAAUAAAAGGUGUUGAAUAGAGUCCA
Myotis myotis is the source of this 2842-nucleotide messenger RNA. It is a transcript of the gene ASB13, whose product is annotated as ankyrin repeat and SOCS box containing 13. Gene Ontology annotation, molecular function: protein binding. Lineage: Eukaryota; Metazoa; Chordata; Mammalia; Chiroptera; Vespertilionidae. The record is from RefSeq and is a predicted model, not a curated record. The coding region runs from base 253 to 1089 and encodes 278 amino acids. Gene Ontology annotation, biological process: protein ubiquitination; positive regulation of protein catabolic process; intracellular signal transduction. The transcript is spliced from 6 exons.